AUGAUGAUCUACCAAAGCUGGAUAAGAAUGGUCGAUUUAUUCAAUGCAUACCAGGCCUCACAAAAAUGCUCACUUGUCGGACGUGAUUAUAUAUGCUGUGAACACAUAGGCGGAACUGCCCAAGUAGACGCUACGGAAAAGCCACGAACAAAAGCUUCAAAAGUACCCAGUCAACCUUUGGAAUGCCCAUCGAAUUCGAUAGGUCUCCUGAGCCGUAAUGGCCUUCCGGUGAUGUGUAAUGCAAGGAAGAGAUGUCCAAGCAAAGCGUAUUGCCAUCCUGUAGGAGGACAGUCAAUUUGUUGCGAAUCGUACGAGUUUGCCUCGAAUAUCCUUGACUCCACUGAAAAUAAUAUUCGACGUUCUGAAAAUAAAGCACCACUGCAAGUACUGGAUCGCAGCAGCCUGACAGUCGCAAACAAUGCUGAAGUAGAGAGAUCUCCUUCAAGAACGCCUGUGCCUAGAAGUAGAUCUGCUGAGCAAGAAAAUUACCAAAGAAACACCAUCCAACUGAAGCAAAGCGUGGAGAAGAAGGCGGCUGUCAGAACGACGAGCGGCUCAGCUUCAACCUUAAUCUCAAGCGAAGCUUCUACAAGAAAUGUUCCUGUUUCGGCUGAUGGAAUGGCUGAAUUGAGCUCAGAAAGAGUUUUCAACACUCCCACUACCACUGAAAAAUCAGAAUCGGUUGCGACAACGGAGCAGAUUCGAGCGCCCCCUAAGCGAAAAGCACCUGCAGCAUUUGCCGCUGUUUCUGUGCCAGAACAAGGAAAUCAAGUCAAACCUCUCAGCCCAAAUCUUCCUUCUCAGCUGUUCUCCGGACAGGAUAAAAGAAUAAUGGCUGAGCAAUUUCUAAUGCAUCAAAUUCGUAACGGCUGGCCAUACGAUGAGAAGUUCUACAGGCCAGAUGUCGACACAUAUUCGCCUCAACAAAGGCAGCGAAUGGCUCAGAUAUUCUUCUCUGACAACCAAUGA
Molecule: messenger RNA, 969 nt
Organism: Cylicocyclus nassatus
Lineage: Eukaryota; Metazoa; Nematoda; Chromadorea; Rhabditida; Strongylidae
Source: the annotation of a GenBank genome assembly